AUGCGUCUCCUUCGCACGGCUGAUCUGACAUUCCAUGAGUACGAAGGCUCCUCCAUACCACCAUAUGCCAUCCUUUUGCAUCGAUGGGAAGGCGAAGAAGUCAAGUAUCAAGACUUCAAGCAUCGAACGGCCGCUAUAGAGAGCAAGUCUGGAUUUGGAAAGAUCCAGCAAUGCUGUCAACAAGCACAGGAAGUCAAGAUAAAACUUGCAUGGGUCGAUACAUGCUGUAUCGAUAAAUCCUCGAGUGCAGAACUAUCGGAAGCCAUCAAUUCGAUGUACCAAUGGUACCAACGAUCACAAGUCUGUUACGUCUAUCUAUCAGAUGUGGGGACUUCGUCCAGCUUCCGAAAGUCUGUCGACGAUGGACUCCCGGUCACACUUUCGCGAAGGUUCAUCUCAAGGAUCAUGAGAAGCAAAUGGUGGACACGAGGCUGGACUUUACAAGAACUGAUAGCCCCAGUCUCUGUUGUGUUCUACGUUAAUGGUCAAGGCAAUUGGGUAAAGGUCGGCUCAAAGAGCACAUUACUUGACUUGAUUGUCGCCAGGACAAGCAUUCAAGGAGAUAUAUUGCGUGGUCAAGAACGAGGACCUGGCAUACUGUCUCCUCGGAAAACAUCUCGGAGCGAGGACCUGGCAUACUGUCUCCUCGGAUUGUUCGGUGUCAAUAUGCCUCUACUCUAUGGAGAGGCAACAAAAGCAUUUCUGCGCCUCCAGGAAGAAAUUAUGAAACAGCCGGAUGACCAGACUCUCUUCGCAUGGCAACUUGGCUUUGAGAAUAUGAAGAAUGAUAUAUGCGGACCUUUGGCUCUACAUCCAUCGAAAUUUUGGGAAGCCGGCAAUCUGCAACCAGACCCUGAUACUGAUGCCCAAAGUCCAUAUUCGAUGACCAACAAGGGCCUAAGGAUUGAACUCUCCAUUGAAAACAAAGGCAAUGAUGCAUACGGGAUGGCGAUCUUACAUUGUGGAACCCACAGUACAUCAUCCAGGCAGUUGGGGUUGCCUGUCAUACGCCUUGGACCACCGGAGGCAAAUACCUAUGCUCGCGAUGCUCGCUACAAUGGACCCCUGGUGUCCGUCACGGCCAAGAAGGGCACUUUCAAAGUGGUUUUCAUGAAGCAAGAGCCCGGGUAG
Molecule: messenger RNA, 1131 nt
Organism: Alternaria burnsii
Lineage: Eukaryota; Fungi; Ascomycota; Dothideomycetes; Pleosporales; Pleosporaceae
Exons: 3
Coding region: 1-1131 (376 amino acids)
Source: RefSeq, a predicted model, not a curated record